GAUCACGACGCCUCCGGAGAGCGUGACGUCUGUUGAGGCCCUGGCGGAUCAGGCGUUCUCGCUCCCGCCAACGCUGCCCCCCGCGCUGCCGGACAUGCUGCCGCCGGCCGCUCCGGGGAACGUGAAGAACAGUUCUGUAGUUUCAGGAUCGAAAAGUAGAGAACCGGCACAGCUCCUGCCGGGUGUAGACGGAACUGGGGUCGCGUCGACUGUUCUUAAUCCACCUCCUGCUUGUUCUCUUGCAGCUGCAGGACCACCAACAGGUCCUCCUGCGCGUGCUCCGCCUGGGCUUCAUCCCGGCCAACAACUUACCGCUGGAGAUCAACAUGAGCAGAAGGGAUCCGGGUCCAACAAAACUCCUACGAAAGGCGAGGUGCCGCAGCUUGGAAUGAUACCUGGUGAGAGAAUAGAUCCUUCCUCUUCAUCCUCUCUUGCCACCCCGGAGCAGUUUUACUUGCAUCACCGCAAGAUGAUGGGAACAACGACGACAGAUGAGGACCCGCAGCUGCACGGUAGCACCAAACUGAAGCAGCAACUUUCGCCCGGAACCAACAUGACCGAAGAUCUGAACAAAACCGCGGAAACGACCGCCAGCAGCUCGUGGGACCAACUGCAAAAUCCCGGAACAACUACUACCCUCAGCCAGAGUGCGGGAACCAUGUCUCCGGACCAAAUAAACCCGGACGUCUCCGGCGUUCCGAACACGUUUUACAGAGCGGGGUACAAGCUUCCCGACCAUGUUCUGCACGGGGGAGAGGCUCUUGGCGAUGGAGCGAUUACUGAAGCGGUGAAUCAUGAGCAGCUGCAUGAUCAUCCGACAUCUGCAUCUUCAAGAACACACGGGGUAGAAGAUGUUAAUGCCAUUAACCAGAGCUGCAACGUCGAGAACUAUCCGGCCGGCUACGGAGACUACGACUUUCUCGCGAUGGGGUUUACUUUGGGGAAAAACGGCCAGUGGGUGCCGCCCGGUGGAGAUUGUGGUGGCGAUGGGGAGGCUGGAACUCUACUUACGUCGGGAGAAGAUGAAAAUGUAAAUACUACUUCGAAUUGUCAACAUGGGUUUACUUCCACUCACGACGAUGUAGCUCCUCACCCUUUAUUGCUGCAAAAUAAUUCGUCUUCUUUAUCCAAGACGGACCAGCUGAAGCAACUGAUCAAGCCCGUUGGGGACAAGGACCCGGCCUUAAAGCAUGCCGAGGAGCAGCUGAAGCAGGCGCUGCUGGAAGCCGAAGCGGCAAAGAUCGGCCCGCCGCCGCCCGCUUUGCCCGGGGCCUUGAGGCUGCAACAGGGAAAUACUGGUGCGAUGGCAGCCAGUAGUGGACAACAACAUCUACUUCGAGAGGCAAGCAGCAGUUCCUCAUGCUCUGGGACGUCGGAGGUUGUUGCAACUACCACCGCGGGAGGGGCCAACGGAAUUGGGGCCGAUCCUACAACCUGUGGCCCCGACCUUCUUUCCACCGUCGGCGCGCUAGAUACUGCUCUCACGACACAACCACUACAUCCGGGGGGCGACGCGACAACCGCUGCUCCGGCGACCACUUGUUCUAUGGCUGCCUUCAACGUGAACCCUAUGACAUUUGACCCGAACGCAGUGGCAUUUACACCCGGAUUCAAUCCAGUCGACCCCAGUGCAGCAGCAGCUGCUGCUAUGGGCGCAGUACCACCUCCCGGUGCAGCUACUGCAGGCGGUUACUUCGACCCGAUGACUGGUGUGUGGGUCAACACUUCCGGUGGUGGUCCGCCAAAUAUGAUGUACAAUGGUGCAGAUCCGGCCAACCUGUACCACCACGGAUUUGCUGCAUCCGCCCAAGUAGAUCCGAACGCGGCGUACUGGAACAACGGCAAAAAAGGAAUGAAGAAAGGACAACAUCACAUGCAGCAAAUGAUGCAGCAGAACCUGGCAGCGAAAGGCGCGAAGGGCGGACAAGGUCAACAUCAGCAAUUUUACGACAGUGGAGCCGCUGGGUCUUACUAUGGGAAAGGCGGGAAAGGGAUGGACACUAUGCCUGGUUCUUGGGGCGGGCCCGGGCAGCAAGACGAAGGCUGGUAUGACGAACACGGGAACUGGGUCGAUAAUUCGUGGAACAAUCAAUGGGGAGCUGGUGCUGCUGGAUCCUACGGCAAUAGCUGGCAUCAAAACCACCUCCAGAAAUGGAACACCAAGGGCAACCAAGGUGCAGCGGCUUCUGCAGCAAACCAGAAAGGCUGGUGGAACAAUAAUUGGCACUGGGACCCACAAUCGCAGCAAUACGUCCAGUACGACGAAAACGGGCAAGUCGUUCCUCCACAUGUAGUCGGCAAUAAAUUCGGGACAAAGGCGGCCGGCAAGCAGGGCAAGAUGAUGACGAGCCAGUAUGGGAAGGGCGGAAAAGGAACGAAUAUGAAUGGGACCUCCACGGACCCGACUUACAACAACUACUACGCGUAUAACGGGACGGCGAAUAAUAUCAACCAGGACCAGGAUGCGCAGACGCUGACUCCGGAGCAAAUAGAAGAGGAGCAGCGGAAAAAGACCUGGAUCAAGACCAGGGAAGUAUGCAUUGCAAAAGUAUCGUACUCGUAUAAAUGCAUUACAAAUUUCCUCAGCAUGAGAAAUAAAAUUUGUAAUGCGGAUCUACCUUAGGAAAAUGUAAUGCGUUAUCGCAAUACGAGUACGAUACUUCUGCACAGGAUAGGAAGGGAAAUGGUGGAAUUUGAAGAAGGAAUGCUGGUUAUCGUAUUUGAAAACGUCCCCACCCCAUUAUAGCUGUAAUGCGACUCUGCAUGCUGAAAAUGUUUCUCAUGCGGAGCCUCAUGAGACAUACUAUCGAGUCGCGUUUUGCAAUUUGUCAUGCUCCAAUCAGCAUUAUAUACUAGAUCUGUCAUGCUGCUGAACUGCCUCAAACAGUACUACACUACCAGUUCAAAUUUGUCAUGCAAAACAGCCAAAAGUUCAAGUUGUGGAUUUGUGUACGCAGACUCCCCAUUUUGACUCUGGGGUGGGGACGUUUUUACAUAGGAUAUUGGUGGAAAAACGACGCCCCGCUGGACGAGUACGGCAAUCCGAUUCGCUACCCGGCGAUGGAGGCUUUGCAGGAGUCGAUGCAAGCGCUGAUCUGGAACACGUGCUCCAUAUGCAUUGCAAAUAUGUCUGGGUCUUGAUCUGGAAGAGUGUGCCUUGUCAUGCUAGGUCUGCAUUCUGCAAAAAUCUGUGUUGCAUGAUUACCAAAUGUGGUCCACUUUUGACCGAAUUGCGAGGGAGUUUCUCAUGCAGGACAGGCAUGAUAGAGAUCUCACAGAAUUUGUCAUGCUAGUUUCUGCAUUCCAGACGUCACGGCUCAUAGCAUAUCUGCAUUACUUCUUUCCGGACCCAGACAUAUUUGCACUUGAUACUCCAGCUCGAAACGCAAAAAAGCCAUGAAGAAGGCGGAAGAGGCGAAACAGCGGAAGAUGCAGAACCCGUUAACCGGGGAGGCGCUGCUGCGAGUCCAGGAGAAGUAUCAAGUGCAAAUAUGUCUGGGUCUGGAAGAAUGCAAGUUUGCCAUGCUUGUCUGGCAUGACUAUAAAAUCUGUCAUGCAGCACGUUGCAACCCAAGACCCCAAUUUUUCUGUCAUGCAGAAACGCAGUGUGUCAUGCAGAAUAGGCAAGAACACCUAAAAGCUCAGAAACUUGUCAUGCUGAGCCAUCACUUGUGGCCUCCUCAUGAUACGCCGCCCAGCAUUACAAGUCUCCAGACGCCGAUAUGUUUGCAAUGCAUAAGAAGACCCGGGAAAUGGAGGAAUAUAACCGCGAUGAUGGCACCCGGGACGAGCUGCUCCUCGGGCCGCACAUCAUCGUCCGCCGGCACGCAGAAGAGGAGCUGCGGAAGAUGUACGGGGUGCGGGGGCUGGACGCGAUCCGGCUCCGUCGGCGGAAGCACUUCCGCUACGCCUGCGUCUACGAUGUGCAGAUUCAGGACGAACAGGAGGAAUUCAGCUGCGUCAUGCGGUUGGGCGGGAACGACGGGGAGAACAUGCGGAACAUCUGCCGCUACAACCCGGAAGUCCACCUGCUGAUCAAGGGGGAAAAGGAUGAAGCGCUGAUCAUUGUACUUACAGAGUUUUUGAUUUUUUGGUUUAUAAGUUUUUCGAUAACUCGCUUCGAACUUGUUUUGAUAAAGUCGUAGAAUUCAUUAUAUGGUGGCUAGACAGGAUCACUCAGUGCCAAUCUUCAUUUUUCCACCUGGAGGCUGUGGCACCAGCACUUUUCGAUUUAAGUUGCCGCCCUCCUUGGGCCAGUGUAGUCCCCCGCCCCUCCACAAAGCAAAUAUCUUUGUAGCCUAUAAUCCUUGAUGCCAAGAACUGUUGAUGCACGAAAUUUUAUCUACUGAAUAAAUUAUCCAACUUCAAAAAAUGAAACAAAACAGCACGUCGAGACGAGCAACCAGGAAGCGUACGAGUACGCAAUGCAAGCGAUCGAGACGACUUUGCACAAGGUCUACAACCAGUUCGACGGUUUCAUCGUGGACAAGGACUACGUGGAGCAGAACAUGCGGCUCGAGCCGCGCAAGUUCGAGAAAAACACGGACUACAUUUCCAUCCUCGAGCGUUUGGAGCGGGAGGAGUACGAGCUGAUGUAUGGCCCGGUGAAAGUGGAAUACACGGCCGCCAACCCGCUGAUCAAGGCGGUCGGGGACUCCGAGGAGGGCAAGGAGGGCAAAACAAACAGCACAACGCCGCAAAAGGACAGCGGGUCGUUUCAAAUGUUCUCCGGGUCCUCGCUGUUUCAGUUCAACUCGAAGCCGAAGAAGGCACCCAAGCGGGCCGCGGCGGCGAAAAAAGUGACGUUUGAGGAAGUAGGGGAGGAGGAAGUCCAAGUCGCUGGAGGAGGUGGUGGCGCUCCUACGGCAGGAGAACUACAAGGUGGCAGCUCUUUAUCUUCGUCUUCGUCUUCUUCAUCAUCGUCUUGCACAACUACUGGGGAGGAAGCGGAGCACGAGAAAACUAUUCUGACCUCCGACAAGAAAACGAUAUUAACCACCGAGAAAGCGAAAACUUUAUCUGAGCUGAUGAAGGCGAAAGCUGCUACUGCAUCAAAAACCAGUACCACCAAGCACACUAGUACUGCCAGCGCCAACAUUAGUACAAAAACCGAAGAUGAUGCUCAUGCUCAUGUUGAAAAAGAAAACAAAGAUUCCGCUGUGCCGUCGGAAAAGAAGGUCAAGUCGGAGAAGAAGGAAAAGAAGAAAUCUUCCUCUUCUGCGGAAAAGAAAACCACGGCGCCAGCUUCUGCCAAGGAAACCCUGUUGCCGCCGGAAGAGCCCGAAACGCUCUUGCCGAAGGAGGAUUUCCAUCCACCGGUUGAGAAGAAGAAGAAAAAGUCGGCGAUUUUAUUGGCAAGGGAACAGGCGCUGGCCAGUGAGGGCAAGAUAACUGCAAUUGUUCCGUCCAGUUCUUGUGGCUCAGGCUCCUCGACGUCCGUAGGAAGUUCAUCCUCUACUUCCAGCGUUGUAUUGUCACAGACGACCCCUGCAGUUGUUCCGACAGCCGUGAAGAUGACAAAAAGUUCCUCGUCGAAAAGCAGUAAAAGUUCCAGCAGUUCUAGUUCCUCUUCUAUCCCACGAAAAAACUGUUUCACUGUGAACUUGUGAUGCAUGGAAUGGAACACACAAAUACUAUUUGUCUUGCUACACAUGCAAGACAUUGGAUUUUGAAGGGUGUUUUCCCUUGGGAAGUGCGCAUGACAAAUUGUCUGCGCCAUGUGUAACAAACUUGUGAUGCAGAUCUUGCAAAAUCAUCACAGUGAAACAGUUUUUUCCUGCGAUGUCUUCCUCCGCUUCGGGCAAAAAAGUGAAAAAAUCCUCCUCCAAGAAGCUGGACAAGAUGGAAACCAUUCCGGAGGAAUCUGAGGCAGCUAAUUCGGAGGUGGCAGCUCGGGCUGCGGCUAGUACUGCCGCUUCCAGUUCCUCGUCCUCUGCUACUGCGGUUUCUGUGGCGGCAGCCGGGGCGUAGGACAAUGAGUUCUACUCUUGUUCUAUCGGGCGACAGUUUGGAAAUAGAUUUUCUAGCUGUCGGAUGGAGAAAAUAAAUUUAUCGAAGUACAAAGCUUUUGAUGAAGAUGAAGAUCCCCAUAAUAGUAUUGAAGCACGCAAAAAUCGUCACCACCAGGAGGUAUCAUUUCCAAAAGGUGUGACUUGCAUCGUUGCAUCGUUGUGCGGUAACAAAACCAAAUCGAGCACAUCGAGCACGUUCUUUAGCUUGACUCCUUCUACCCCCACUCUAUAUUCAUAAAAGUUUUGUCUCUAUUGUACUAAAGAUUUAGUUGUGGGCUCUUGUUUCUUUGUACGUGUACUACUGUUGAAAAAGCGUUUGUAAACUUGUCCCUGUUAAUCGAUCAGGGAUAAAGAACGUUAUUUUUCAUCAAGGUACUAUGGCAUCUGAAAACUAGCUUAACUUCUGUCCGUCAUUCCAUUCGUGUAGACACUUUCUCUAUCAGUACCAGCAAGCGACCGCGUUUGUGACCUGAUAGGAUGGUGCCACGAAUUAUUACUUUUACAAGCUCGACCAACCUAAAUAUGAUCUACGACAGUGCAUAAUUUUUAAUUUCUUCGAUAUCUCCUACGGAAGCUCUUUGCAAAAAACAUACUUUACCAAAGAAAAAAGGCGAUCAAAAGUGGCGGUUAUGUUGAAAACCCACUUUAUGAAUCCAUCCCCUAGUAGGUCUCUUCGCGCCCGCGAAAGGCGAGAGGACGUAAGGCAAGAGUUUUUGAAGAUGUUGAAGAAAAGGCUAGCUGUUUCACUACGGUCAAAGUCUUCUUAAACGAGCUUUUGCUGUCUUUGUAGCCUGAAGCGUUUGUGACCAGAUUUGCUGCACUAUUAACUCGAACCUAAGCUACUAUUUGUAAGGUUCGUUUGUAAUCACAGGCUAAAAAAUACUAGUCAAUCUGAUAGAGUUUUAUCCUCAAAGAGAAGCUAGUCUCAUUCCACAUCGUCUCUAACUAAUCACGUACGUAAGUAGACAUGGGGUUGCAAUGAUCCAACUGAGUUGUAGCUUGGGCGACGGCGGUGCAUAAAAAUAUACCAGAUAAUAUACAGCACUAUCUAGUACAACGACCGGUGCCACCUCCACUUGCCUGCAAGAAGAGAUGCGUGAUCAACACUGCGGCCAAAACAAGUCGUGCCUUUUUCUCCACACUUAUAAAGGGUUUAGGGAUAGGGUUCCCAUCAAGAACGGUUCGACAGUAGUUGGUGGCUCAGGCGGUUACUUACUACUUCUGCGAAACUACACAAUGCUCAGAACAAAAACGAAGACUCGAUUUACUAUCGCGGAGCGAACGCAGUGGUUUAUAUUUAGAACGGCAGAAAAACGAUUUCAAAAUACUUAUCCCUAGGCACGGUGCAGGACAAGCAUGGGGCUACUUGCUACAGCGCUACAGCAAAAGUCGUGGAGCGUCGUUGCAGUAAGGACGAAAUCUACGACCAUUAUAUGUUUGUACGACGCUCAGGCAGCUCGUCGAAGUUGCGGAACGAUCCUGGUGCCCACCAUCCUACUAUUUCUACCAAAAUAUCUAUAUCGUAGGCUCUAUUCGCAGCUUUUUAGAUCCCAUUGCAGCUUCAGAAGAUUGUAGUUGCACUAUCCUAGCUGGGUUGUCGUGCAACUUGUGCAAUUGAAUGAGCAGCAGCACUUUAGUCGAUGUCCUAUUUCCAAAAGUUAAGAUUUAGUUUCGAUUUGCUUAUAUCUUUUCCUAAUGAAAUGAUAGGGCAAAGAAACGCGCCUUCAGGUUGUUUUAACUUCGGAUAAGUAGAAGUUUUGUAGCCGGCCACAUAGAAGACUACUGUCGGCCUAAAGCGAUUGUUCUACAGGGUGUCAUCAAAAACGGAAGACCGAAUUUUUACUAGGGCAAACAAAAAUUCAAAAAUAGUUCUUUCUACAGAUACUUGUGAAAAAAGCAAAAAAAACAUAUCACAGUUCGGG
This is a messenger RNA of Amoebophrya sp. A120, 7933 nucleotides long. Lineage: Eukaryota; Dinophyceae; Syndiniales; Amoebophryaceae. The record is from the annotation of a GenBank genome assembly.